Messenger RNA from Sinocyclocheilus grahami, 1326 nucleotides. Its product is annotated as transcription factor jun-B-like. The transcript is spliced from 4 exons. Gene Ontology annotation, molecular function: RNA polymerase II cis-regulatory region sequence-specific DNA binding; transcription factor binding; DNA-binding transcription factor activity, RNA polymerase II-specific. Gene Ontology annotation, cellular component: transcription regulator complex. Lineage: Eukaryota; Metazoa; Chordata; Actinopteri; Cypriniformes; Cyprinidae. Bases 1 to 1326 code for a protein of 441 amino acids. Gene Ontology annotation, biological process: regulation of cell population proliferation; regulation of cell cycle; regulation of transcription by RNA polymerase II. The record is from RefSeq and is a predicted model, not a curated record.
AUGACAUCUGUGUGCCUUCUGCUAAAGGUCUCCGACUGCUACGAGGCUCCUCUGCGUAUCACCUGCAGCUAUGUGGCUGUUCCCGCGCAGUCACAGAGCCUCUCACGGCUCAGUGCUGAUCCUAACACUAACCUUGCCCAAGAAGACAAAGAGAUGUUUUUGCGUCUUGUCUGUGGAAACAAAAACAGGAGCGCAGUCUCCCUUCAGCUUUGCUCUCUCGCCUCCAGCGUUGUUUUCAAUCUCAGCGGUUCCUGGCAACAACGUCAUCGCUCGUCUGACAGCUCGAGGAGCGGAACAAACUCUCGUCCAAUCAGAGGCCGCGCUUCUCCCGGACACGCCCACGGAACGCAGAGUAUAAAAGGCUCCGAGGCGCGUCUUCUGAGAGCGAGUGCGCACCGAGGCAGGAGACUACGCGUACGACAGUUUGUAAAUAACUGCAACAGCGAAAAAGCACUUUUUGGACAUCAGCUGUCAAGGGAAAACACCUGUCGACUUGACGCUGCCCUGCACGACUACAAGCUCCUAAAGCAGAACAUGAGCGUGGGCUUCGCCGAACCUUACCGGAACCUCAAGUCCCUGCGCUCCGAAAGCGACUUCUACACCGGAGACGUGGGCUCGCUGAAACUCGCCUCUCCGGAGCUGGAGAGACUCAUCAUCCAGAACGGUAGCGGCGUCUUCACAUCACCCACUCCGGGGCAGUAUCUGUACAGCCGGGGCAUCACAGAAGAGCAGGAGGGCUUCGCGGACGGCUUCGUGAAAGCGCUGGACGAGCUCCACCAAAUGAACCAAAUGCCCCCGCCGAACGUGUCCAUCGGAGCCGGCGGCGUGUCAUCCUGCUCGGCCGCGUCGUCCGUCUUCUGCGCCUCCCUGCAGCCGGAGACGCCCGUGUACACCACCCUGAACAGCAGCAAUCCUAACACUAACCUCACACCCGCGGCCAACUACCCGACAGCCACCAUCAGCUACCUGCCUCACCACCACCAACAGUACCAUCACCACCACCACCACCACCAAGCAACGACGCACCCUCAUCACCAUUUUCAGCACUCGCUCCAUCAUCCGCAGCGACUUGUUGCGCUUAAAGAGGAGCCACAGACCGUGCCCGACCUGCAGAGCAGCGACGGCUCUCCUCCCAUGUCCCCCAUCGACAUGGAGGACCAGGAGCGCAUCAAAACGGAGCGCAAAAAGCACAGGAACCGGCUGGCGGCCACCAAGUGCCGGCGACGGAAGCUGGAGCGCAUCUCCAGGCUGGAGGACAAAGUGAAAGUUCUCAAGUCGGAUAACGCCGGACUGUCCAGCACCGCCUCCCUACUGAGGGAGUUUUGA